Molecule: messenger RNA, 3923 nt
Organism: Scleropages formosus (Asian bonytongue)
Lineage: Eukaryota; Metazoa; Chordata; Actinopteri; Osteoglossiformes; Osteoglossidae
Gene: glcci1a
Product: glucocorticoid induced 1a
Exons: 9
Coding region: 646-2214 (522 amino acids)
Biological process (GO): podocyte development
Cellular component (GO): cytoplasm
Source: RefSeq, a predicted model, not a curated record
GUGGAGUUUUUCAGUCAGUUUUGGUGCGUAAAUACAACUUUGCAAUGUUUGUUCAUUGCAAAGUCUAGAGAACUGAUAACAGAAUCUGUAGUUUUUUUUUUUACAGGAGCGCACCGUUGUGCUCUGUUUUAUUCCGACGUACCUAAAGUCUUAUCUAAAAUCUAGCGAGGGCGUCACGUCAUCAGUGUGUUUAUUUGUCACCAUCUCACACAGCGGGCACCCGACGCGUAAGCUUUGCCUCCGAGCUGUCAAUUUAAGUUAAUAACCAAUAAAAUUUCGAGGACAAACACAAGUCCGAGCGCUACAAAACCUCACUGAGCUCAUUGGCCGCUUUUUCGCUCAGUAACGUCAGCACUGACCAAUGGCUGCUUAGAAUCACUAUUAGCUAGCCAAUCGAUGGUUUAGCCUGCCCCCGAAUGUCAACCAGUGGCUCGGAUGCAGCAGCUGUCAUUGUGAGAAGACAUAAAAAAGCGACCGUAGUUGGAACAGUGGGACUUUUCGCUUCACAAACUACUUAUUGUAGUGCUGUCAAACUCCCGAUAUUGUAUCUGAACAUGAAAUUUGGUCUGACAUUUUGUCCUCACUAACGCUACUUUAGAUUCGUAUACCAUAAGCCAUGCCAUGUAGUUCGCAACUCGUGCGGUGAUGUCAACAUCAUCAUCCACGAGCCCCUCGCACCAGCAGCCAGCGCGUGUCAGGCGCGCCACCGCGGGCUCCCCCACCGCCGCCGCCGCCGCGCCCGGCCGCCUGCAGCCCCUGCGCGCCACUGUGCCCUACCAGCUGCUGUGUGGGGGUCCGCGCAGCCCGACUCGCUGUCCCUCCUCCUCCUCCUCCUCCUCCUCUUCUUCCUCCUCCUCCUCCUCCACCUCCACCGGGAGCAACACGGAGCCGUCGACCUCCCGCUGCUCCAGCCCCAGCAGCAGCAGCCCGACGACGCAGCCGCCCUCAAAGCCCGGCGGGAGCGGCUCGGCGGACGGGUCCAGCGCAGCGACUCACGGACGGUCCCCGCCGCCGGAGACGAGCUCCCCGGAGCCGGGCGGCGGCUCGCCUGUGUGCGGAGUGGAGAGGCACAGGAUUCAGCCGGUCCGAAGCUCAGGAGCCAUCCGUCGGGCAUCCUCCUUGGGCACCAUAACUGGACCCUAUUUGACGGGGCAGUGGCCACGAGACCCUCACGUGCUGUACGCCUUCUGCGUGAAGGACAAAGCUACACAGACCCCCGAAUGCUGGAGUGACGAAAGAGGGGAGAAGAGGGCCGUGCAUCAGCGCUCUGCAUCCUGGGGCAGCGCCGACCACCUCAGAGAGCAGAUCUCGAAGCUCCGACAGCAGCUGCAGCGCAGUAAGCAGAGCGGCCGAAACAGCAGGGAGAAGGAGCUCCUGUCCCCACAACAAACCGCCCAGACCACGCAGACGCCCCCGCUGGGUGGUCACCCACAGCUGUCCAUGUCGAAGUCAGUGCAGAUGCCACUGUCCAACAUCACGGUGCCCAAGGCCUCCAUGUCUAGGGUGCCGAGCAGUAUGGAGGGCAUCAACCAUGAGCUGGAGAAGGUCUUCAUCAAGGACAAUGAGGAGAAGGAGGAGCUCAAGGCCCUGGAAGUCCCCGAUGGACGGCGCGCCCCCUUCCCCCCCCAGCAGCGCAGCAGCAGCACUCGCAGCGUGGACACACAGACUCCGUCGGCGCCCGGCCGCUCCAGCAGCUGCUCCAGCCUAUCCCCCUGCCCGUCGCCUGCCUGCCCCCACGGCUCCCAUGACGGCAGCCCCUACUCCACGGAGGACCUGCUGUACGACCGUGACAAAGACAGCGGGAGCAGCUCACCUUUACCCAAGUUUGCCUCAUCACCCAAGCCCAACAACAGUUACAUGUUCAAACGGGAGCCUCCCGAGGGCUGCGAGAGAAUCAAGGCCUGCGAGGAGCUCGCGUCCCGGCCAUCAGCCACUCCUCCGCUCUUCUCCUGUCCCGACAAAAACAAGGUGAACUUCAUUCCCACGGGCUCGGCCUUCUGCCCCGUCAGAAUACCGGGCUCCUCCUUCUCCACCUCGACCUCCGACCCCGAUGACGACGACCACGACCCCGGGCCGGGCCACGCGCCGCUGCCCCUCACGCGGGUCUCCACCAGCACAGACGAUCCCCCUUCAGAGGCCCCAGCAGUGCCACCCUCGGAGCAGGAGGCGGAGGCAUCGGACGGGGCCUCUUCGCCGCAGAACUUUGUCAGCUAGUCUUGGACAGAGCAGGCUUCUGUCUUGGCCCUACCCUGGUGUACCCCGGGCCCCCCCCCCCCCGCACCUCAGGCCUCUGGUAACCCCCAACCCCCUCUGAGACGGACCCCACUAAUCUGCUGUACCCCACAUUCUGCAUGGCAUAGCAACAAUAUCAGAAAAAAAAUAGACAAAAAAACCUAGUGAUCGUAGCAUAUUCUUAAGCACUAUUGGCAGGGACAGGAGCUCAGUACUGAGUGGUUAUGCUGGCAUUUUGGGGGGUAAAAUAACAAAAGGAGAGUCACGUACUUUAUUUAGGGUUCUUAAGGGGUGGGCGGGGGGCAUGCAGUUGAAACUGGUAGUAUGUUAAAGAUAAUUUAUGUGUCAUAUGGUCUGUUUCAACAUCCACAGUAUGAAUAAGCUCUAUAUCAAAACAAAAAAAUGCUUGUUUGAAGUUGAAAAACCUGUAUUUCUUUGUCGUGUGUAACAGGAGGAAAAGUGCACUGCAGGGUUAUGGUCUCGCACACAGUCCAGAUCACGUUCCCACAUGUCAUAAGGAGAACUGAGCGCAGGUGCUGUACCGUGUCCAUGUUUCCCGAAAGGUAUUAACCCUGUUUCUGUGGAAGGAGCGGCAGACACUGACCCGCAGGUACUCCACGGCAAGGCACGGUACCCGUCCGCCUGCUGCGGGGCUUGGGCCCAGCAGGCAGCGCCUGGAUCGCGUCCUGCGGCCAGGGUCCUGAAAGCCAUACUGGGCCUGAGUGCCCAUCCACAAGCUGACAAAUGAUGUGCGUAGGUGUGGCGAUGUGGCUCUGUUUGGGGCCCCGGGGUGCAGUCCGGUCCUGACCCGACAAACACGGACGCUGCAGUGUGAAGGCUGUGUGCAAGGAGCCUUUUCCUGCUGGCAGUAGUGUAAUGAUCACCACCCAGCCUGGGAACAAACAUCACACAAUUUUUCUCUCUCCCCCCCCCCAUUGUAAACAUUCCCAUAUGUUUUCCUCCUCGACACAGUGACAGCGGACACACCUGUGAUGGGCUGCAGACUUCCUCGGGCAGUGUAACGUGGGGGUGGGGGGGGGUUCUUCACACAGGCCUCGAACCCGAGUUCCACUGCAUCGCUUGAACCGUUCCAUCUUUAAAGGGGUUGAGAACAAAAUAUGAGCGGCUCUAUACAGAUCUAUAUAGACCCUUAAUGGUGGAGAAUUUCAAAACAAAUGGGAGCAGCGCGCAUGACAGGUUCAGGACCGUACGCCGAAAGGCUGUAGAAUAAAACACGUUUGUUACAAAUAUACAGAACGUUACAAGUAAAAACAUUUAUUGAUCCCGAUGCGAAUUUUUUUCACUUUCCAUUUUUCACCCUCCUGUGCAGCAAUAAUUGAUGGGUGGAAUAUAUUUUUUUUCUACUCAGUAAAUUGGAAAGAUACAGAUGAACAUUCAUGUAAUUUUGUAAGGUCACAUUAAAAAGGAAAAUAUGACAAAGUGCUGUGUAUAGACAGGUGUACCGCUGAUGAAAUGGUGUAUUUUUAGUUACACUAUUGAGUACUGCUUUAAUGUGCACUGAUGCAAUAUUACUGCUGCACCUGUAUAUGGCGCUGUGCUUUUAUUCUUAAAUGUUAUACUAUGGUAAAUUAGGUAAGUGCAAUAAUGCCAAAUACUGCUGGAAGUCCCUCUGGUAAUUAUUGUAAGCACUGAAUGUAAAUUAAACCCACAGGUGUUUUGUUCCACUGUUC